AUGACAAGCGACUCUAUUGCCCUUGCAACUCACGACCCUCUGAUGGUGGUUGAUCCCACUCUCAACGACGAUGGAUAUCCGCCGCAGUUCUGCCCAUUGAUGAAUGAUCUUAACGAGGAUCCCGCUGAAUGCGCUUUGGGCAUCACCAAUGUUGUCGAGACAAGUCCAGGUCAAGGCGUCCUUUACUUCCUCCUGAAUCAUCGCCCAGAUGGGAAUAAUACUCUAGUGGGAGCUGGUGUUGCCACCGUGCAUCUAAAGCAUCAUACAUACCCACCAAGCCCAUCAAUCAAAAGGCUGGGGCAGUACUGGUGGGAUGCUACGACAGAGCCAUGGUAUGGCGACAUAUGUGCCCUUCACUGGAAGGGUCAUGUGUAUGCCUAUGGACAUGGUGGUGCUGACAACCCUUGGGUGUAUCUUGCUCGGGUACGACACGACGAGGCAUCUCUUCUCGAAUGUUACGAGUAUUGGAACGGUCUUGUCUGGCAGAAAGAACGAUUGAACGCGACCUCCCUAGGUGAGGUCGAGAGCGUCUUCUGGCAAAUCAACCAGGGCCAAGUCGUAUGGUCGAAUUAUUUUGGCUGUUUGAUGUUCAUCUACUGUGACAAUUGGAUGAAUUCUAAAGUUCUCAUGAAGACUUCGCAAAAGCCAGAGGGCCCGUGGUCUGAGCCAACGACUCUUUAUCAGGCUACGCCUUUGCAAGAGGGAAGCUCUAUCUAUGCCGCAGUUCCUCACCCAUAUUUUGACGAAUCUGGCAAGACAUUGGUGGUCACCUUUACGAAUCAUCCAAACACGGUGCAGGCUAUCAGGAUAGCCUUCGAUUAG
Molecule: messenger RNA, 822 nt
Organism: Exophiala aquamarina CBS 119918
Lineage: Eukaryota; Fungi; Ascomycota; Eurotiomycetes; Chaetothyriales; Herpotrichiellaceae
Exons: 2
Coding region: 1-822 (273 amino acids)
Source: RefSeq, a predicted model, not a curated record